ACUGCUGCUAUAAAAAGUUUCUUUGACCUUCAUUACCAAUCGACUCAGUCGAUAACACUUGUGACCUUGUUAUUGCAGCCAAGAUGGAGAUUAACUUUCAUGGAAAAAACGGCCCUUGUGACGGGGGCUAGUCAAGGGAUUGGUCGAGACAUUGUGAAACAAUUGGCGAAGGGCGGGGCCAAGGUGGUGGCCGUUGCCCGAAACAAGGAACUAUUGGAGAGCCUCAAAGAGGAGGUUCCCUCAAUCGAAAUCAUUCCUUGCGACCUCUCUGAUUGGAACGCGACCCAAAAUGCCUUAUCCCACCUUUCUCCCGACCUCCUGGUCAACAACGCAGGCCUUGCAAUUCUAAAACCCCUAACCCGGGUUAGCGAAUCGGACGUUGACCAACUUUUCGCCAUAAAUGUCAAAGCCUUGAUCCAGGUUACUAAACUAGUAACCGAGAAGUUACUCCAAAGGGGGGUUUCCGGUUCCAUUGUGAAUAUCUCGUCCCAAGCCUCAAUGGCUGGGCUUUUGAACCACUCCGUCUACUGCAGUACCAAGGGGGCUGUCGAUGCGUUCACUCGAGCCGCAGCCCUGGAGCUUGGCCCCCAUAAUAUCAGAGUUAAUUGUGUUAACCCAACUGUUAUAAUGACGGCAAUGGGGCGCUUGGGUUGGUCGGAGCCGAAAGUGGCCGAACCCAUGUUGCAGAAAAUACCGUUGAGGAGGUUUGGAGAGGUUCAAGAGGUUGUUGAUGCGGUUUUGUUUUUAUUGAGUGAUAAGGCGAGCAUGAUUACGGGGACUUGUCUUCCUGUAGAUGGCGGUUAUCUCGCUGUUUAAUAAUAAUAAUUAUUAAUAAAGAUGUUAUUCAGUCGUAAAA
Tribolium castaneum (red flour beetle) is the source of this 856-nucleotide messenger RNA. RefSeq names its product L-xylulose reductase. The record is from RefSeq and is a predicted model, not a curated record. Lineage: Eukaryota; Metazoa; Arthropoda; Insecta; Coleoptera; Tenebrionidae. Gene Ontology annotation, biological process: glucose metabolic process; xylulose metabolic process. Gene Ontology annotation, molecular function: L-xylulose reductase (NADPH) activity; carbonyl reductase (NADPH) activity. The transcript is spliced from 3 exons. The coding region runs from base 100 to 816 and encodes 238 amino acids.